Messenger RNA from Fomitopsis serialis, 897 nucleotides. RefSeq lists its product as uncharacterized. Bases 1 to 897 code for a protein of 298 amino acids. Lineage: Eukaryota; Fungi; Basidiomycota; Agaricomycetes; Polyporales; Fomitopsidaceae. The record is from RefSeq and is a predicted model, not a curated record. The transcript has 7 exons.
AUGUUGUCGACUGAGUCGCUCCCUUCCACUUUCAUCCUUACCGUAUUGUCGGGAGUUAACAUCGCUCGACUGUCAAUCACCCUUGACACGUACUUUGGCUGCUUGGAGAAGAACACAGUGUCGACUGGGAAGAACGACCUCUGGUGGGCGAUUGGACAGGAAGAAGCCUCCAAUGACAAUAGGUUAACGCGGGGUGGAAAGCCUAAAGACUACGACAAAGCCAGGCUGAGGGUCGAUGUGAACGGCGUAGGAACCAAACUAGACGCAAGGGGAACUCGGAGAUACUUUGCCGAAGGGAAAAGGUGGUUGCUGUUAGAACGUGUCCACGUGCAUAGUAUGGCUAAUAUUCCUUGUCAGAGAGAACGCGACAGCGUCGGCUUGCAGGCUGACUGCAAUCCAAACAAUGUCAGACCUGAAGUCGGGCGCAAUCAGGACAUACAAGCCUCUACCCCAGCGCUUUGUGAUUCUGACGGAGUAUCCGCCAAGCUGACAAAUCUCGUGGUCGGGCCUUUGAAGGACGGAACCGAAGCUUCGGACGCGGGAAAUCAGUUGCAUUGCACUGGGAAAGACCUGGCGGUGCAGCGUACCGAAAUGGUCAUCGGUGUGCCAGUCCUGCAUGGAUGGGCGACGGACGUGUUUGUGGUCUGGGAUGCCUAUCGCCCAAGGUCAAGGCUAAAUUGGAAACCAACAAGCUCAGCAACAUGGGACAAAGGAAAGCAGGAUUCAGCCACACGAGCACGGUGCAGAAAUACGGUAGAGCGCAUUGCGCUUCGCCGUGCCGCAGGAGAGGAGCUACGGCGUGUCGAAGCGCGAAUCGCAGUGCUGACCCAAGAGCAAACGUCGCUAGAGGAGUUCAUUGCAGCGUUGAAGGAGUUCGCAGGUACCGAUCUUCUUUAA